Molecule: messenger RNA, 1157 nt
Organism: Glycine soja
Lineage: Eukaryota; Viridiplantae; Streptophyta; Magnoliopsida; Fabales; Fabaceae
Product: secoisolariciresinol dehydrogenase-like
Exons: 2
Coding region: 99-935 (278 amino acids)
Source: RefSeq, a predicted model, not a curated record
CGUCUCUAACAGUAAAACCAUAUAAAAACUAGCUACUACUACAUAAGUUGAAGUAAUGGCCUUUUCUUCUCACUAGGGCUUAAGAGUUAAGAAGAAAGAUGCAAGGGUGCUCAGACGCUCCACUCUCCAAGAGGUUAGAAGACAAAGUAGCACUAAUCACCGGGGGAGCAAGUGGCAUCGGCGAAGCCACUGCAAGGCUUUUCCUUCGCCACGGUGCCAAGGUCGUCAUCGCCGACAUCCAAGACAACCUCGGACACUCCCUUUGCCAAAACCUCAACUCCGGCAACAACAUUUCCUAUGUUCACUGUGAUGUCACUAACGAUAACGACGUUCAAAUAGCCGUCAAAGCUGCCGUUUCACGCCACGGCAAGCUCGACAUCCUCUUCAGUAACGCCGGAAUCGGUGGCAAUUCGGACUCCUCCAUCAUCGCCCUUGAUCCUGCUGACUUGAAGAGGGUUUUUGAAGUCAACGUCUUCGGCGCUUUCUACGCCGCCAAACACGCCGCUGAAAUAAUGAUUCCUAGAAAGAUAGGGAGCAUUGUGUUCACGUCUAGCGCUGUUUCGGUGACUCAUCCGGGUUCGCCGCACCCAUACACGGCGUCGAAGUACGCAGUGGUGGGUCUGAUGAAGAACUUGUGCGUGGAACUGGGGAAGCAUGGAAUCAGAGUUAACUGCAUUUCACCCUAUGCUGUGGCCACUCCUCUGCUGACACGUGGAAUGGGAAUGGAGAAGGAGAUGGUAGAGGAACUGUUUGCGGAGGCAGGGAACUUGAAGGGUGUGGUUCUCAAGGAAGAGGAUUUGGCAGAAGCAGCUUUGUUUCUUGCUAGUGAUGAGUCAAAGUACGUGAGUGGGGUCAACCUAGUUGUGGACGGAGGUUACAGUGUUAACAAUACUGCUUCGGCUGAAGUAGCUUUAGGAAAGUUUUCUGCUGAUUAAGCCCAAAUUGUAAGCUUUCAUAUUUGAGUUCCUUCGACCAAAAGCCAAAAGGUGUGUUUUCUAGUUUGAAUUAAAAUAAAAUAAAAAAGUGAAAGUGUGUGUAAGACAAUAAUACAAUAUUUCUGUUAUUUAGCAAAAAGUGCAGUUACUUUUAGCUGGAAAAAAAAUCCAAAUUUGUAUUUCUGUAUGUGAAUUAAAAUAUAAUAUAAAAUAGUAUGUAAG